This is a messenger RNA of Pochonia chlamydosporia 170, 375 nucleotides long. RefSeq lists its product as hypothetical. Bases 1 to 375 code for a protein of 124 amino acids. The transcript has 2 exons. Lineage: Eukaryota; Fungi; Ascomycota; Sordariomycetes; Hypocreales; Clavicipitaceae. The record is from RefSeq and is a predicted model, not a curated record.
AUGGUGAGUAAUGACGAAUACGUAGUUUUGCGCGGGUUUCCUACCAUUGCAGUUAGUGCUCGACUGGCCAAGAGAGCGCUUGUCGAUUCAUCUGGAAGCUCUCUAGAUGGGGUUUCCUUGAUAUUCGCUUUGCAGGCAGUAUACCCCAAUGGGCUAUUCAAUAUUCCUAUUGUCCCAGAAACUGGAUUGGCAGUCCUUAAUGUCACAGGGUUAUUUAACAUGAUUAUGUGCAACAUAGUCUCUAAAAGCGGAGUUACGUUUUCCAUCGGCGGACCGUAUUCUCAGCAAGUUCAGUUCGCGGGUGGGAAGCAGGUUGCAUUGCUUUCGUACACUUGCCAUGUUAUGAGUCAUGAGAAGGGAACUCUCGUAGACUAA